Xylaria bambusicola is the source of this 1437-nucleotide messenger RNA. RefSeq names its product GroES-like protein. The record is from RefSeq and is a predicted model, not a curated record. The coding region runs from base 1 to 1098 and encodes 365 amino acids. Gene Ontology annotation, molecular function: oxidoreductase activity, acting on NAD(P)H. Lineage: Eukaryota; Fungi; Ascomycota; Sordariomycetes; Xylariales; Xylariaceae. The transcript has 3 exons.
AUGUCUUAUAAUCAAACCCAUGAUGGUCUUGUUCUCGUUGGAACUCGAGUUCCAUACGAAGUCCGCCAAUUUCCAACAAUACCACCAAAGGGGGACGAGAUCAGAGUCAACAUCAAGUGGACGGCUUCUACACCCCUCGACCUUCACCAGGCCGAUGGUGGACUCCUCGUCGAGCCCCCGAUGAGGACAGGAUCGACCGGCGCCGGUAUCGUCGUCGAAAUCGGCCCUGACGUCAAGCAUUUCCAGGUCGGCGAUAGGGUUUUUGGGUUUGCACACCAAAAGCCCGAAUGGAAGACCCAUCAAGAGUACGUUACUGCGCCUGAAUGGGUGUUUGGAAAGGUACCAGAAGGCUUUUCACUUGAACAAGCUGUCACAUUACCUGAGAACUUAGUUACGGCAUUUAAUACCGUCUCCACAGACUUGAAGCUGCCAACCCCAUGGCCCAAACCAUUGGGAUACUCGCCUCCUCGGGCCAACGAUCGCAUUCUUAUCUGGGGCGCUGCCUCCUCGGUAGGACAGCUCAUCAUCCAAGUACUCAAGUACUACGGAUACAAGCACAUUGUCGGCACCGCUUCACCUAUCCACCACGCCUACCUGAAGAGAAUUGGCGCAGCAGAGAUCUAUGACUACAAAAGUCCCACGGUCGUCGACGAUCUGCUACGAAGUGCACAAGGGGGCGAAUCUCCGGCCUUCCCGCUCAUCGUCGACUGCAUCGGCUCACAGGAGCGGACCCUAACACCCAUAUCCAAAGUCGCGCAGAGCGGCAGCACGGUCGCCGUCAUGCUUCCUGUGAUCUUGAAGCACGCCAGCGACGAGAAUGCCCCCGAGUACUCGAUGGACGCCGGGGCUAGCGCUGCGUGGGCGACGGGUGUGCACGUAUCAGGCGUCAGGACUCAUUACUACUGGAAGAACGAGAUGUUCCGGGAGAAGCUUCAGAUCGAGAUUAUGCCUACCUUGCUCGCCCAAGGCAUCGUGGAACCUAAUCGGUACCGAAUUGCAGAUGGCAAGACGCUGUUGGAGAGGGCAACGAAGGGAUUGAAUGCUAUGCGGGAGGGCGCGAGCGGCGAGAAGGUCAUUUGGAGAGUGUCCGAUGAAUGAGAGGGGUCGGCCACGCAUCAGGGGGAAUGAACAAUAGUAAACUUGUGUAUCAUGCCGGUCGGGUCGGUAGUCUUGAAGCUGUAUACUCAUCCAGGCAUCCAUUAAUAUGCGAACCAGCUAUCGUUCGCCGAGAUAGGCGUUGCCUUGUCGUAUGAUCAUUACAAAAGUCUGGCCAUCAUUUCUAUUCUCUUCUCCCCUUUUUCUUUACAUUACCAUAUAUCCUACCGCUUCUCUUGAAUUAGGUGUUCUAUGACAUUCCGGAUGAGUCGACGGGGAUCUGCAUGUCUCAGCCGUUUUAUCUCGGUACACUAGAUCCUGCAUCAGGCUUCUUCAUGCUCU